Oppiella nova is the source of this 682-nucleotide messenger RNA. The record is from the annotation of a GenBank genome assembly. NCBI's taxonomy places the organism in Eukaryota, Metazoa, Arthropoda, Arachnida, Sarcoptiformes, Oppiidae.
GUGUCACAAUGGGAUACGAUGUCUCAUAAUGGACUACCGGUGCGAUCUGAGAUCAUCCAUAACAUCGAUCCGGUAGAUAAUAUGUCUGCCAUUCGAUGGCACGAUUGGAAACUCGUUCUGAGCUCCAGUUAUAAGGGAUGGGAUGUAUGGACUCAGUCAAUACGGUUUGGCAGUUGGGCGUCACCCAUGUAUACCAAUCCCAUGCAUUCACGCGAGCAGUUUGAAACAAUGCGAAACUUGCACAGACAUCAUUGCAAAAUAUACAAGGUACUGUCUCAAAUGAAUAGACAACCAAACUAUGAUGUAUUGGACGAGUCGACGGUACGGUGCUCUGAUCCUCCCGUUCCUAAUGGUAAGCCCGAGUGUUUGACGGGUGAGAUGUGUUUAUUUAACCUGCGGGUCGAUCCGUGCGAAUACAAAAACAUAAUCAAUGAAACCGAUCCCUCAUUCGUGCGAUACGUUUGGCACAAAUUGGUUGAGUUUAACGAGACGUCAGUACCCGCCUUAUCACGGGUGCCAUUGGAUAAGCGAGCACAUCCUCGGUUUCAUAAUAACACCUGGACCAAUUGGUUGGACGAUGACUUGGACUAUAAAUUAUAUAGGGAUUACAAACACGACAAAGAUGAAUUUUAAUUGUUUUAAUUUUAUUAAUAAUUAAGAUGCUUAUUGUAGAAAUACUUAG